Messenger RNA from Aphis gossypii (cotton aphid), 3695 nucleotides. RefSeq lists its product as uncharacterized. The coding region runs from base 1540 to 1962 and encodes 140 amino acids. The record is from RefSeq and is a predicted model, not a curated record. The transcript is spliced from 3 exons. Lineage: Eukaryota; Metazoa; Arthropoda; Insecta; Hemiptera; Aphididae.
ACUCACUUUAAAAUGAUAAUAUCAAUAAAAUUCACAGAAAUGCCCUAGAUAAUAUUCAUAUCUUUAAAUUUAAUAAAUAUUAUACUGUUAAAGUAUUGUUUAAAGUAUAAUUUUAAAGAUCAAAUAAAACAUAUUUUAAGUACUUACAAAUAAUAAAAAUAAUAUUGACGACCGGCUUAAAAUUGCUCAGACUUACAGUAUGGUAGCAAAUAACCGAUUAACAUACUUCUACAAUGAAUUACCGUAUAACUAGGUAUAUUAUAUGUUACAUAUCUUAUAUAUUAACCUGUAGUAGGUACGAUUUAAAAUUUUGUCGACACAUGAAAACAUCUUAAUUUCAUACAUAGGUAAUUUUUGUAUGAUUAAAUAUAAAGAAAAAUAUUCUUUUUAAACUCAGUAUUACACAUAUGUUUAUUUUCGAGAAUCAAUAAAUUCGAUCAAAUUAAAACAGUGCGCAGAGGAAAAUAUAUUUGUAGAUAGAGUUAAUGUCGUUUGUUUUUCAAAUUAAUAAAACACACACUGGAUAUUAAAUGAUUAUCGAAAUCACCCAGAGAAACAAUGUUUAUAGGAGCGUACAUUUUUUUGAACAUCUUCUCUGAUUGCAAAAUGUUGGCGCGUGACCUGAAAAAAAAUUAUCACCCCAGAACUAAAGGUCAUUUGUAUUACAUAUUACCUAUUACAUAUUUACAUGCUAACAGGGCCACACUGGCUAGUGUAUAAAUUAUAAUGUAUCAAAAUGAUAUUGAUGAUAUAGAUUAUAUUAUUUAUUUGUUAAAUAACGGUGGCUUAAAAUAGGAUUCCUAAUAAGUUUGGUAGGUAUGCUAAUACUAUGCUAUGUAUCUACCUAAAUAGUAUUUCGGACUUAUGCUAAAACCUUUGCACAAAUUUAAUUACGAUUUGAAUACACUUACAUAAUGUAAUAAUACGAGUAUGUACACAGAAUUCUGAAAGCAUUAUAAUUUAGGUAUUAUAAUUUUUCAAUAAAAUCGGUUUUAUUUGUAUUUAUUUAUUAUGUCUUAUUUAAAUAGCCAAUAGGUAGUUGUACAAGUAUUAACUUUUUUUAAAAUUGACUUUAAAAUAAUAAAUAAUAAUAAUUAUUAUUAAAUUAAUUCAUUUAAGAUCUAAAACCUAUAGAAUGUUGUACGCUGUAUAACAGUGCUUCUAAGCCGCCUUUUUUGUUAUAGGACCCCUAGUGAUUCAUCCACGGCACCCAGGUUGAGAAAUAGUGCUAUAUAAUAUAUAAAAACAAAAUCACUGUUCACUAUACUGGUCGGAGCGCAUUUAGAUGCAAAUAUUCCCGAACCAUUUUAAUCAAUGCACUUAGGCAUAUUUUUUAAUGUUUAUGUGUAUGGUACAUUUACACGUUUGCGUUUAAAAAUAAUAAACAGUAAUACCAAAAUAAUAUUUUUGUUGUUUCUAUGGAAAUAUUUUAAAUAAAUAGGUAGUUAAUUUUAUUAUUUUUUUUUUAAAAUUUUUUCUUUUUUAUUUAUUUCAAAAAAAGGUAACGGUAUAGUUUAUGAACAUGCGUACUCUAUAAAUAUGUCUAAUAACACUUGUGAUGCCAUAAGGCAUAAAACUAAAAGAUUCAGUUUUAAGAGAAAGCCGUUUAAUGCGAAGCAAAUAGGAAAUCAGCCAAAAAUAGAGGUAAAAAAAGAGGUGAAAAAAGAGGUGAAAAAAGAGGUAAAAGAAGAGGCGAAAGUGUCUCAAGAACCUCAAGAACGUCACGAAAAGCCAGAGGUUGUCUGCCAUAAUAAUCCAAAAAAGACGGGAGAUGAUAAUACAUAUCUCGACCACAAUGAACCAAUAAUAACACAAGAUGAAAAUUCUAAUACGCCUGAUGGAUUUGAAAAUAAAGCAACACAAACAAGAAUUUGUUGUAUUCAUAAUCACUGCAAGAGAAAACAGCAAAAACGAAACGGAAAUUUUUUUCCCGAAGCAUGGUUAUGUUUAACAAAUUUGUGAAAUUAAAAUUUUGAAAAGAUCAUGUCAAAAUACAAAAGAAUAGUGAAUUAUUUUAUACUUUAAAAUUCAUAAAAGUUACUUUGCUAUGUUUAUUGAAAAUAAGGCCAUUGAAGUAGGAAAAUGGUAAAAUAACAAGGAUCCAAAUGUUUAAAUGUACUUUGAUUACUUUAAAGUUAUAACCAUUAGGUAAUCCUAUUAUAAAAAAUACAAAUUUGUAUGUAUUAAAAAAAUAUUUAUGUUAUGACAGAUUUAUAUGUAAUAAAAUUAAUUUUAGCACUAAUUUGAAUUAUUAUUUUAUCAAAAUUUUUCAAUAUUUAUUUGUUUACUAUUAUUGAUAAAAACUAUUUAAUAAUAAUUAUGGUAUAAUUAAAAAAUAUAAUUUAUGUCAAUUAUAACUGGUAUUUGGUAUUUAAAUAAAUAAUAAUGUACAACUUGAAAUGUGCUUAAAUAAAAAUUUAAAUUAUAUAAUAGAUGCAGUCAUAAAAUUUAUUUAAUUUAUUGUUUAUUUGUUUAAGUAUUUAUUGUUUUAAAAUAAAUAUCUAACUGUUAAUUUUGUACUUAAUAGUUGGUUAUUUUAUUAGUAUAAUUUUUAACAUGUUAACAGUCAAGAAUUGUUUUACCAUGUUCCUUAAAUGUAUUGUAUAAUAAUGAAUUUAAGAUCUCAUUUACAAUUAUCUAAAAUAUACAGUGCUUACACUGUCAUUAGAUUUUAAAUAAAUUUUUUGUAUUAUGUUAAAUAUUGAUAUGUUCAAAAUAUUUGUUUACUAAUUAUUUUAUAAAUAAUUUACGUUUUAUUGCAUUUCUUGGGAUCAUUAAUACAACUCAUUACCUAUUAACAAAGUAAUAUUAGAUGGUCAUACUGAUUUCAUAUUAAUAUUACAUUUUCUAUUGAAGUACAUAAUUAUAAAAUGUUAUAUAUUUUAUUUUAUUAGAAUUGUUAAGUAUUUAAAACUUUAGCCUUAAAUAAAAAUAAUUAAUUAAUAGUAUUUGGGUUUUUUCUUUGAUCUAGAAGUUAAUUAAUAGCUAUAUAAUAAUAUGUAUAUUGCCUAUAAGCUAUAAGACAAUAAAUAUUGAAUAAUAAAUAUUUAAUAAAUUUGAAAUUUGUAUUUAUUUGAAUUUAAAAAACUAAUAUUAUAAAGGUUAUAAAGCAUAGAAUAUAGAUGUAAAGUUAAGGUUAAUAAAUAUAAAAGAUAAUAAAUAAAUAAUUUAUAAAUUGAAACAUGAAAUUUAUGUAAUUUUAUCAAUAAUGAAAGUUGUAUAUUAUGGCUUAGGUUUUUAUAUUGUUAUUGAAUUACAUAUCUAUAUCGUAUCUAUUUAAAGAAAAUAAUAUCUUUCAACUGCUUUGACAGAAUUUUUAAAAUAAUGAAUAAAAGUAUAGUAUAGUAUAAAAUAAUAUUAUACAAUGAAAUAAUAUUAUAUUUAUGUUAACUCAUAAUUUAAUGAAUCAUUUAUUAAAUAUUUGAAUUUUAAAUAUAAAGUAUUGUAAUUUGUAUUAUGUAUUGUGUGUCUGCAUAUGAAAAAUAUCUAUAAUAAUCUAUAAUAAAAUUUAUAAUAUAAUAUGUAUAUCUAUAAUUGUAAUUUAUGUAUUUGUUGUAGUUACUACUUACAAUGAGUUAAUAACAAAUAUAAUACAAUUUUUUUUUUUUCAUGAAAUUUUAGAACGCUAGAAAUAUACAUUGGACUUCAACAUUAUUCAGCUGUCGUGACAUAAUAUGCAUUAGUUACUGACAAAA